Messenger RNA from Heterobasidion irregulare TC 32-1, 2363 nucleotides. RefSeq names its product major facilitator superfamily. NCBI's taxonomy places the organism in Eukaryota, Fungi, Basidiomycota, Agaricomycetes, Russulales, Bondarzewiaceae. Gene Ontology annotation, biological process: transmembrane transport. Bases 26 to 2161 code for a protein of 711 amino acids. Gene Ontology annotation, cellular component: membrane. Gene Ontology annotation, molecular function: transmembrane transporter activity. The transcript is spliced from 11 exons. The record is from RefSeq and is a predicted model, not a curated record.
GGUCGCGGAAGGGCUGCGGAUCUGCAUGCCGCUGGGCGCCGUCUACUUGUGUGCGCGCUGGUGGGAGGUUGCCGGGAGGUCGAUUCCGCCCGUGUGCGUGGUCCCGUCUUGUCCCCGUCCACCUCCCCCCGCGAGCCCACGCACAAUGUCUGCCUGCGACCUCGACGCCCCUCCGCCGCGACCCUCGCUGGGGCCGUCUCCGGUCUCGUACGGGACCCAGCGAGGCCUGCGGGGGUCGCGGGUCGCUUAUCCCGUACGUUCUCACGAAUACUGCAGGCCCGGCUUUUCUGAUGGGGCGCCUGGCGAUUCGGAGAACAUGGAGCUGGUGCCUUCGGGCUCUGGGACCCACUUGGAAGAAAGGCGUGUCGGUGUAGGCAGCCAGGAACUUUUGGACGAGGGCGAGGACGAGGGCGAGGGCGAGGCGGCGAUCCUCGAUAAGGAACUGGAUCAGCGGAAUCGGAGGCCUUGGCUGAGGAGACCGGCGCCGUGGUGCUGUCUCUCGGUCAUUUGCGUGGUCGCGCUGGGGGCGGGGUCGACCGCCGCGUCGCAGAUCGCGGUCCUCACGAACAUCAUGUGCGAAGAAUACAAGCGCGGGCUCGAGUCUGAUUCUACGGCCGACCUUGCGCUUUCUCGCCGAUCGUCGUCAUCCUUCAAUCCUCACGAGGCGCCGAUCGUGUGCGCUUCUAAUCCGGUCGUUCAGGCAGAAACUGCUACGGUGCUCGCUGCGAUGGCGACAAUAACGGGCAUCCUGAGCUGCCUUACGACGGCGUGGUGGGGCUCGCUCUCUGAUAGACACGGUCGCACUUUCGUUUCCGGCUUCUGUACGGUACCAGUCACAGAUCUGUCUUUCAUACUGGUCACCCAGUUUCCUGCGCUGAUACCGGGAGGGUAUCGGUUCUUGUUUUUUGGAUGUGCUUUGCAGGGCAGCCUUGGUGGUGUUAGUGCGCUCAUCGCCGCCAUGCACGGGUACCUUGCCGACUGUACCGCUGCCGCUUCACGGGUCCGCGUAUUCUCGCUGUUUUUUGGAUUUCUCUAUACCGGCGCCGCAGUCGGGCCGACCCUUGGAUCGCUCAUCAUCAGGACAACCAGCAACGACCUGUCCGUCUUUUAUUUCUCCGUUUGCGUCAACUUCGCCGUCACCUUCCUCCUGUGGCUCGUCGUCCCCGAAUCGCUCCUCCCCACCCAAAUCAAGGCUGCGCGGCGUGCUCACGAGGUGAAAGCGGCCGAAGGGAGGCGGGUCGCCGGGUUUUUUCCCGGCAUCGGAGGUCUUUUUGGAUUCUUGGCCCCGCUGGGCGUCUUUGCGCCGGUGAAGAUCCGCCAGGAUGUGCCUUCUCGUGGAGGCGGGAGACGAGACUGGGAUCUUACCCUCGUAGGGAUCGCGUACGGAUCCGCGCUCACGGUCGGGGGAAACACGCAAGUUGUUUUGCAGUAUGCUGCCGCAACUUACAUGUGGUCCACAGAGAUGCUUGGGUACUUGAACAGCGUCAUCGGGGUGUCUAGAGCGGUCUUUCUGGCCUUGCUGCUCCCCUGCAUCAUACAUGCAUUCGGGCCCAAACCCAACCCCAUACAUCUUCCUAUGGAAUCCUCGGAGCCGUCUGAUCUCUACGCAGCAUAUCCUCCCCGAUCCCCACCCCCCGUUCAGGAGCAACCGAAGAAGCAAGAGCGCCACUCCCCCGCCUUCGACCUGACCCUCGCUCGCACGUCUUUGUUUGUCGAGAUAGUGGUGUACGCGCUCGCUCCGUUCGCGAGCACCGGCUCGGGCUUCAUGGCCGCCGUCGCGGCUGGGUCUUUGGGCGCCGGCUUCGCGCCUACGAUGCAGAGCCUCGCGCUCGAGCUCUAUCGGCGCCGCGGGGGCAAAGGUUCGGGGAAAGUCUUCGGCGCGCUGGGCCUCGUGCACGCGGCCAGCGCGCAUAUCGUGGGUCCUGCGAUGUUCGGCUUCGUGUACCUGAAGACGGUUGGAGUGUUCCCGAGGGCGGUCUUUUUCGUCGUUGCGGCGCUGCUCGCGGGUGCGCUGGGGAUGCUUGGCGUCGUGAGGCUCGCGCCGGAUGCGCGGCGGAGGCUUUUGGGGGCCGGGGACCUUGAGGGACGCCGGCAGGAGUCGGCACCGCUCUUGGAGGAGUGCGCGGGUGGCACUGUGACGGGGCGCGCGGCGCGUGAAUGAACGCGAUGUCUUUGUCUUUGAGAGGGGGCGUUUGCUGGGACGUGAGGCUGGCGAUGGUUCGUCGACCGUGGUCUCACGCGCAUGUCCGGCGAAUAUCUGUACUUUUUUUUCCGUUGCUGAUCUUACGCGGACAACAGUCGUUCUACGCACAGGAUCUGUACUUGUCAUCUUAUCAUGAAAUAUUCACUCCUACCUCUCGGAU